This is a messenger RNA of Plasmodium falciparum 3D7, 10380 nucleotides long. RefSeq names its product coiled-coil domain-containing protein. Lineage: Eukaryota; Apicomplexa; Aconoidasida; Haemosporida; Plasmodiidae. The record is from RefSeq and is a predicted model, not a curated record.
AUGGUCAUUGAUAAUGAGGAGAAGAAAAAAAAAUGGGAAUAUGCAACAGAUGAAUAUAAAACAUGUAGUAAUAAUAUAGAUGAAGACAUAUUAAAAGAUGACAAAGAUGUUUCGUAUUUUGAAAAAGUGAAAAGUUCGGAUAAUGUUUUGAAGUAUGAUGAAUGUUCUCCUCUUAAGGAGAAAGAUACAAGUUACAAAGGGGAGCAUAUAAAAAGAGGACAAUUUUGUAAAAAUAAAAAUAAUAUUUAUAGUGAUGAUGAUAAUAAUAAUAUUUAUAAUGAUGAUGAUAAUAAUAAUAUUUAUAAUGAUGAUGAUAAUAAUAUUUAUAGUUGUAAUAAUUCUUAUGUCUCGACUCAUUUUGGUAAUACUAAAAGAAGUGACGACAUGAAUAAUGCUGAGAAUAAAAAAAAAAAAAAUGAAAAAGAUUUAUUUUAUGAUAAAGUUGACGAAAUAUUAAAUCGGCAAAGUGAUAACGAUGAUGAUUGGAUAUUCAAUGAAGAUGAUGAAAAAAAAAAUAAAAAUAAUGAUGGAAACGAUAAUAGAUAUGAUUAUAAUGAUUUACAAAAUAAUAAUAAUAAUGAUAAUAAUAAAUAUGAUUAUAAUUUUUAUGAUGAUGAAAAAAAAAAUAAAAAUAAUGAUGGAGACGAUAAUAAAUAUGAUUAUAAUCAUUUACAAAAUAAUAAUAAUAAUAAAUAUGAUUACAAUUUUGAUGAUGAUGAAAAAAAAAAAAGUCAUACCCCUUUUGAUUUUUACCAGGAAGAAAGACAAAAUAAAGCGUACUUCCUAAAUAUACAUACCUUAAAUUUUGAAGCUCAUAUGUUACACGCUCUUCUUAAAAAAAAUAAAUACAGACUUACAAAAUACAAUACAAACAUGAAUAAUAUGAUAUAUAAAUAUUUAUAUUUAUAUAAAAAAAAAAAAAGUUUAAAAUAUAAACAUUUGAAGGAACAAUCUUAUAAUAAUUAUACUAAGCAUAAAACAUAUAAUUAUCAUCAUACGAAUGAAAAAGAAAAAAAAAAAAAUACUCACGUAGAUAAACAAAAAAUAUAUGUUGAUGAUAAUAAAGGAAAUGUGUCGCCUGAACAAGUCAUACAUAAUAAAAUUGAAAAUAUGGAAAAAGAUGAUAAAGGUAAAUUUAAUAAGACGGAUCAAACAAAUAAAUUAUUAAAUAUAGAUUAUUAUAAUAAAAAUAAUAAAUAUGGAUAUAUAACACCUGACAAUGAUGAUGGUGAUGAUUAUAAUGAUGAUAAUGAUAAUGAUGAUAAUUAUAAUGAUGAUAAUUAUAAUGAUGAUAAUUAUAAUGAUGAUAAUUAUAAUGAUGAUAAUUAUAAUGAUGAGAAAAAGAAGAAAAAAAAUAAUUUGAUGGAUGUACAUUUUUUAUAUAUGGAAUAUUUUAUAAGAAAAAAAAAAUUAACCGAAUUAACAAACAUAUAUAAUAAAUAUAUAUAUAAUAAAGAUAAUUUAUUAUAUUUAAAAAAGUGGUAUUUGAAAAAUGUAUAUAUAUUGAACUCAAAAGGAUAUGAUGAAAGUAAUAUAAGAAUAAGUGAUCCAAAAAAAAUAUAUGAAUAUAACAAUAUAAAUAAUAAUUGUAGUGAUAUACCUGGAGGAGAGAACUCUGAUACGAGUUAUUAUUUUUCACCUCCAUCCAUAAAAACUUAUUGUUUAAAUAAUUAUUUCAUUUGCCUGCUUUCAAAAAAUAACGAAAUUAUUGUCAUUGGUUAUAAAUUUAUAAAUAUACACAACUUAAUAUUUUUCAAAGAAAAUAAUAAUAUUGAUGAUUUUUUUUUUAAAACAGAAGGACCUAUUAAUAUAAAUUUUAAUUAUUAUAAAUAUCCUCAUUAUGCUGUUAUAAAAAAUGAUCUUUGGAAAAAUAUUAAAAAUAUUAAAAAUAUUCAUAUUAAUGAUAAGAAUAAGUUAUGUGUAAAUACAUCCAAUUGUGUAUACGUUUUUGAAAUUUUUUUAUCUAAUUCAAAAGUAAAAUAUAAAUAUUUAUAUAACUAUAUAGAGAAAGGAACUUUUCUAAAUAAAGAAAAUAAUAUAUCAUCUUCUUUACAUAUUAAAGAGAAAAAAUUGUUAUAUUUUACUCCUUAUAAUAUAAUAUAUUUAAAUAAUAAUAAAAAUAUUUUUAAUAGCAGCAUAACCAUAACAAAAGAUAUCAAGUUUAAAUAUAAGAUUUUGAACACCUCAUUUUAUAAGAAUAAUAUUUAUAUGGUCAUAUCGUAUUUUAAUAAAAUCACCGUUUUUAAAAAUGAAGCUAUCUAUUUUGUUUUACAGUAUGAUAGAAAUGGCGAUGUGGUAAGUGAACAAGAGGUAAAUGAAAAGAAGAAAGGGGAAAAUGAAAUGAACAAGGAGGUAAACAAAAUGAAUGAAGAGGUAAACAAAAUGAACGAAGAGGUAAACAAAAUGAACGAAGAGGUAAACAAAAUGAAUAAAGAGGUAAACAAAAUGGACGAAGAGGUAAACAAAAUGAAUAAAGAGGUAAACAAAAUGAAUAAAGAAUCAAAUGAGAUGAAUAAAGAAGCAAAUGAGAUGAAUAAAGAUGAAGAGAAUGAAAAAUAUGAAAAUCAUAAUUAUAAUUAUGAAAACAAUAUUUGUAUAAAUACAAAUGGGUAUGAUAAAAAAGGUGAAGAUGAAGAAAAAUACAAUUUAAAAGAUGAUUAUAUUAGUUACAUUCCCUUCCUUGGGAUUUUAGAAAAUAAUCAUUUUUGUGCUGCUUAUGGUAAGACGUUAACUGUUUUUGAAUAUGUUUCCAAGGUUGUUAUAAAAUAUAAAUAUAUAUUAAAUCAUUCUAUAUAUUUUUUUAAAAGUUGUGAUAAUAAUAUUAUUAUUAUCUAUGAUAAAUAUAAAUUAUAUGUGUAUCAAAUUAUGUUAAAAGGAGAUUCAAAUUUUUGUAUACUUUUAUUAUAUGAAAAAAAAAUGAAUAAUGUAACAAGUCGUGUUAUAUCUGAGGGUUAUAACAUAUAUGAAAGUUAUGAUGGAUUUAUACAAGUAAAUAAGAAGAAUGUAAAAGUAAAUAAAAAUGAUAAAAUAGCGAACUUUAUGUUUUCUUUGUUUAAUCAAGAUAUAGUAUUAAAUGAACAAAAUUCCAAAAAAGAUGUAUCUUUUUUUUAUAUUAAUUUGAUAUAUAUAUAUGUAUUAAAUAAUGAUAAAGUGGAUAUUAUAGUAAUUAACUCUUUGAUAUAUAUGAUUUAUCUUUUUUUUACUUACAAAAAAUAUGAUCUCCUCCUCAUGUUUAUCUUACACCUUUAUAAUGGAGAUGUGUGUGUGCUUAGUGACUUUUCUCUGAAGGAAGAAGAAAAAAAGAUACAAAUUCAAAAAUUGCUUUUUUUUUUUUUCGAGACCCAAAUGCGUGAUAUUAUACAAAAUUAUAAAGAUUAUAAGGAGAAGCAAAUACAUAAUAAUGAUUAUUUUAUAAAAUAUAGAGGUGAUCAAAAUGAGGGUAGAAGACAAGAGAAAGUCCUCAAUAAUAAGGAUAAUAAUGAUAAGAAUGAUAAGAAUGAUAAGAAUGAUAAGAAUGAUAAGAAUGAUAAGAAUGAAAAGAAUGAAAAGAAUGAUUAUGAUAAGCGCAGCGAAUAUAUUUCUUAUGAGUACACACCCUUGAGGGAUAUUACUUACACAGUGUCAUCUUUAUCAAGCACUUUAUCAUGUUCUUUAUCGGGGGAUGAAAAAAAAGAGGAAGACUCCAUUAUGUCCUUGUCUAAGGAAGAUGAUAGGUAUCAUAAAUAUAUUAUAGAUGACCAAGAUAGUUAUAAUUUAUACAGACAUUAUAAUAAUACAAAUCAUUAUGAAUAUAUUAAAAAUAAGAAAGAAGUAAUAUUAAAAGAUGAAGAAGAAGAUAUAUAUAUAAAUAAUAAAAUUAUUAAUAAAGAAUGUAUUGAAGAAUUAAUACACUUAUGUUAUUUAAGCAUAGAACUAAGUAUAAAAUUUAAUAUAAAUUUAUACGAAUAUACAUUCCAUCUUUUCAAAAUAUAUAAUAUAGAAAAUGUAUAUUUUUAUAUAUGUGAACCUUAUAUAAUAAAUAAAAAAAUAUGCCUUACUCAUCACUCUUUAAUAUAUAACUUGGUACAGUAUUUUAAGAGAUUUUAUAGUAUAUUUUGUUUGUAUGAUGAUACAUAUUAUGAUUUGUUCUUGUUCUUUUGUACGUUGCUAACUAGUAAGGGGGGUGAUGAAAUAAUUAAAGGACACAAGGGUAUUAUUCCAACGCAGGGAGAUAAAAAUGAAACGGAUGAGGGAAAUAAAAAUGAAACGGAUGAGGGAGAUAAAAAUGAAACGGAUGAGGGAGAUAAAAAUGAAACGGAUGAGGGAAAUAAAAAUGAAACGGAAGAGAUCUAUAAAAAUGAAACGGAUGAGGGAAAUAAAAAUGAAACGGAAGAGAUCUAUAAAAAUGAUAAUGAUGAUGAUAAUUAUGAUGAUGAUUAUUAUCACCAUUAUGGUGAGCAUCAUCAUUACGACAGUAUCAUGAAUAAUGGAUACCUUACCAAAUUCAUAUUCCUUUUAAAAAUUCAAAAUAAAAGAGAACAUUAUGAACUAAAUUAUCCUCAUAAUCAUAAUACAGUACCUUAUAAGAAGAAAGAAAAAAUGGAUAAUAUGUACCAUAGUAAUUUGAUGAUAUGUGAAGAUAAAAGUAAGGAAUAUAUAAAUGAGGAGUUGAUAACAUUUGACUAUUAUUUUAUUAAUAAAUAUUUAAAUAUAAAAAAAAAUUUUAAACAGAUAAAAAAGAUAUAUUGUUUUAUUUGUAUAAUUAAUAAAUUCUGUAAAUUUUUUGAAAAUAUCAAUCUUGAAAAAAAUUUGGAAAAUAUUAUAUCUUUAUUACCAUUACAUAUAAGUUCCUAUUUAUAUAAUAAACAUAAUGAAGAUAAAACAACGAUAUGUGAAUUUUUUAUAUCUUAUAUGAUAAGAAAAAAGAAUAUAUUUUUUUUCCAAUUUUGUAUAGAUAAUAAUAUAAAGAAUGAGAUGUUUCCUAUAUAUAUACCAAUGUAUAUAUUUAAUAAUUUUUAUCAAACUCAUUUUUUUUUAUAUUAUUUAUAUUGUGUUAUAUUUAAGAAACAGUUUAGUAUUCAUAUGGAUACCUAUGUGAACGAGAAAAGGCACAUGGUUUAUAUUAAGGAUAUGUAUGUUUUAAAAAAAAAACAAAAAAAAAAAGGAAACAAUCAAAAACAAAAUCAUAAUUAUAAUGAUGAUAUAAAUAACAAGGAAAAUAAUAAUAAUAAUAAUGUACCUUUACAUCGUAUUUGUAUUGAUGAUUCAUCGUAUUAUGAUAAAGUAUUCUUUGUUUAUUCUCCUCUUCUUUAUGAGAAGGAACAAAAUUAUGGGAUCAAUAAAAAUAUUGUAACUCUAAUAGAAUAUAUGUGUAAAAGAUAUGAUAAAAAGUGUUUACAUAUAAAAGAGGAAAAAGAUAUUCUCUCCGGUUUGUUCUUUAAAGAAUUGAAUGUGAUAGAAGGAAAUUAUAUGCCUCGUUUUGAAGAAAAUAAAAAUAAAAAUGAUAAAAUAAAAGAUGAUAAUUAUGGAAACAAUGACAAAAGGUGUGGUAAAAAAUGUGUUAAAAAAUGUGAAAAAAAAUGUGAAAAAAAAUGUGAAAAAAAAUGUGAAAAAAAAUGUGAAAAAAAAUGUGAAAAAAAAUGUGAAAAAAAAUGUGAAAAAAAAUGUGAAAAAAAAUGUGAAAAAAAAUGUGAAAAAAAAUGUGAAAAAAAAUGUGAAAAAAAAUGUGAAAAAAAAUGUAAUCACUAUGAUUUGGAUGAAAAAAAAUAUGACCAGCAUGAUCUGUGUGACCAAAAAUAUGACCAGCAUGAUCUGUGUGACCAAAAAUAUGACCAGCAUGAUCUGUGUGACCAAAAAUAUGACCAAACGUGUAACAUCUUGAAUAAUAAUAUAUACUACAAAGACGAAACUAAUCUUACCAUGAGAUUCCCUUUAAAGGUAGAGAAGGAACAUAAUAAUGUCCCUAAUAUGAAUAAUGGCUCUAAUAUUUAUAAAAAUGUUAAUACAUAUAAUAAUUUUGAUAAUAUAAAAAAAAUAGAAAACAUAACAUACGAAGGUGCCAAUAAAUUGGAUAUGUUAAAAAAAGGAGAAAACAUUAAUUUAUUCAUAAAUAAAAUAAAUUGUAAGAGUAAGAUGGAAAAUAUAUUAAAAGAGUUUAAUAUAAAUGAUUUUUUUAAUUUAGAUAAGAAUGGGAUGUUUUUAUUAUUUCAAAUGUCUUUAUCAAAUUGUUUUUAUAUAAUGAAUAAUAUUUUUUUCUUUUAUCAUCACAAUAAUAAUAAUAUGGACAGGAGUAGUAAUUAUUUAAUAAAUAUAUUCAUUGAAAAUAUUCUAGAGUUUUAUAUACAUUUAAAUGUAACAUAUGUUCAUUAUAAAAAUAAAUUAUAUUUUAUAUUACAAGAAAAUGUCGAAAAUUUAAAAGAUAUAUAUAAACAUAUAAUAUAUAAAAUAAAUACAUGUGUUCACUAUGAUGAGAUAAGAAAUUUCGCUUUAAAAAUGAAAAAUUUUAUUAUCAUUUCGUCAGAUAUAAGAAGUGUACAAAAUAAUAAAAUGCUUACAUUAAUUCCAUGGAUUAUUUUUCAGUUAUUUUUUAUUAAAAAUCAUAUGAAGAAAAUUAUACAAUGUACUACAUAUAUGUUUCUCCUCUUCUUUAUUUUUUCGACAGAUUUUUUAUUUGACGAGUGUAUAAAUAUAUAUUUUAUACAUUUGCUUAUGCAAUUUGAAAAUAAGAAAUAUAAAAAAUUUAACCUGGCACACCGUAAUAAUAAUAAUGAUAAUGAUAAUAAUGAUCAUACGGAUCGAAUGCGUAUGCGCUAUUAUGAUGAUAAUAAUAAUAAUAAUGAUCAUACGGAUCGAAUGCGUAUGCGCUAUUAUGAUGAUAAUAAUAAUAAUGAUCAUACGGAUCGAAUGCGUAUGCGCUAUUAUGAUGAUAAUAAUAAUAAUGAUCAUACGGAUCGAAUGCGUAUGCGCUAUUAUGAUCAUCGUCAUAAUAAUAUAAACAUUAGCAUAUUUAAUUACCAACUUUAUAAAAAACAGAAAGAAAAAUUUCAUAAGUUCCUAUCCACUUUUAAUUAUCAAAAGGAUAUUUAUGAUAACAACUUUAUUAAAAUAUUCCAUUUAAAAAAAAAAAACAUUUUCCUUAAAAAAAAAACGAUUUUAUAUAAUCUUGAAAUGUUUAGGAAUGAACUAGAUUUUAAUAUAAUAACAUAUAUUAUGAAAAGGUUAUACUCUUUUGAUCUUUCUUACUUAUUGAAUCUUUUUUCAACAGAUUCUACAUAUAAUCAUAUGGAAAGUCAUAACCCUGAGACAUAUGUAAGAUCAACAAAUACAAAGGAAGAUAUACAGAAAAACUUAUACAUACCGGAUAAGACAAAUUACUCUUUUAAGAAUAUAUGUAAUGUAAAUUAUAAUAAUAAUAAUAAUAAUAAUAAUAAUAAUAAUAAUAAUGAGCAUGCAAAAAAUGGAUCUCCUAAUAAAGAUGUAUAUUGUAAUAUAACAAAUAAAAUUAAUUUAUUGAAUAAAAAAAAAGAAACCAAGAUAAGUAUAUUCAAAGGGGGGCAUAAGCAUGUUGUUAAUAAAAAAAAAAAAAAAAAAGAUAUUCCUUUGAGUAAUAAAAGAAUGGAAAAAAAAAAAAAUAAAAUAAAUAAUAUAUGUUCCAUAAAUUUUUGUAGAAAUCAAUUAAGAUAUAUUUUGUUGUUAUAUGUUAAGAGGUUGAUAAUGGUAUUAGAAGGGUUGAAAAAAAAUGAGCAUGAAAAGAAUGAUGGAAGGAUAUAUAAAGAUAAUAUUAAUAAUGCUGAUGAUAAUAAUGAUGAUGAUAAUAUUAAUGAUGAUGAUAAUAUUAAUGAUGAUGAUAAUAUUAAUGAUGAUGAUAAUAAUAAUGAUGAUGAUAAUAAUAAUGAUGAUAAUAAUGAUGAUAAUAAUAUUAAUAAUGAUAAUAAUGAUGAUGAUAAUAAUAAUAAUAAUAAUAUAUAUAAUAAUUAUUAUCAUAAUAAAAAAGAACUCAUUCUUAAUAUUAUGAAAUAUAUUUUAUUUUUUAGUUGCACAAAAAAAUAUACAAAUGUUUGUCUUCUCUUAUUCGAUUAUUUCGGAUAUUACAAUGUUGUUAUUCAAUAUUAUAAAAAAUAUAAACUAAACGAUUUAUAUGAAUACAUAUAUUUUAAAAUAUAUUCCUUUUAUAAAGAGACACGCUUAAAAAAAAGAAUAUACGGAUAUCUCUUUUAUACAACCUUGUUAAAAAAUAUUACCUCGUUAAAUAAUUUAUUUGUUCAUUAUAUUUUGAAUAAUUAUUUUUUUUUUCAUAGUAAGAGUAUGUACAUGUUGAAAAAAAGGAAAAAAAAAAAAAUACAAAAGGGAAGGAUAUGGAAAAGGGAGGAAAAUGGAGAAAAAAAAAAAAAUGAAAAAAAUGAAAGUGAAAAAAAUGAAAGAAAUGAAAAAAAUGAAAAAAAUGAAAAACACGAAAAACACGAAAAACACGAAAAAAAUGAAAAGAACGGAUCAGUCAACAUGAUCAAGUGUAAGGAUAAGGGAGAUAAAAAUGAUGAACAUAAUAUAGAAAGAUUUGGAAAAAAGCAAAUGAAAGAAUUUAUGGUCAUGUCUUAUCCCGAAAGGACUAUACAAUAUAAAGAAGAAAAUAUUUUAUCGUUUAAAAAUGAUAUAUUAUAUAAUAAGGAUGUUUGUAAUAAUAUAAAUAAAUAUAAUAAUAAAAAAUAUUGUAAGAAUUUAUCAUUGUACCAUGUGAAGAAUUAUUUUUUUCAUAUAUCUCUAUAUUUUAUUAAAAGCUUAUUAUGCUCAAGAAAUAAUUUUAACGAUUUAAUAAAAAUGCGAAUUUAUUUUUUAUUAUUAUAUAAAAUUAAAUUUGUAAGAAAGAUAAAGAGUUAUUUAUUCAAAAAACACUUUGUAAAAUAUAUAGACUUGUUAUGUAAAUAUAAUAAAGAUAAAGUUUAUAAAUGUGUAAAAUCUAUAAAUUGUGAGACAUAUAUUUCGAUAUAUGAAAAGCAUCAUAAUAUAAAUGUUAUAUUAUAUAUUUAUGAGAAGCAGGGUAAAUUUUUUAAAGUUAUACAAAUAUGUUUAAAAGAAAUAAAAAAUAAUAUAUCUAAAUUAUAUAAUAUUUUAAAGAAAUUUUUUAAAAAUAAUAAUAAUAAUAAUAAAAAAAAAAAAAACAAAAAAAAAAAUAUUUAUAUUAAAUCUUUCUUUUUUUCAACAAAGGUAACUUAUGAUGAUAUGUUUUGUAUAAACUUUGAUCAUCAUGUUGAUAUAUACAAUUUUUAUAAAAUCCCCCUGAAAAAAAAAAUUACAAAAUGUUUGUUCUGUUCUUGUAAGGAAAAAACACAACAAAUUGUGAAAGAUAAAAAUUUGUUUAUUCAAAAAAUGUUUGGGGAUUUGAAUUAUAUAUCCAAGGAGAGGUCCUUUUUUUUGGAAUGUUUUGUGAUUAAUAAAAGAAGGAGGGGCAUGGCGACUUGUGUUAGAUCUGAGGAUAUUCCAAAUGUUAUGGAUAUUAAGAAAGGACAUGAUCAUAUGAGUAUAAAUAAAAGUACAAAUGAAUAUUUAAAUAAACGUAAAAAUCAAGAGAAUUAUCAUAAUUUACAAAAUACAUACUGUAAUUUACAUUCUUGUUAUGAGAAAGGUAUCCAUUGGAGUAAUCGAUAUGGAAAAUAUAAUAAUUGUGAAAAUAUUAAGGGACAUAAAAAACGCUUGAUUAAAUCUCGAUGGUUAUUUAUAAUAAAAGAAUACAAUAAUAUAUUUCUAUAUAUAUAUAUGUUAUCCUUUAUUUUAAAAAAGAAUAAAAUAACAAAUAAUAAAAUAAAUGAAUACAUAAUAUCAUAUAUACUUAAUCAAUGCAUAAAUGGUUAUAUAAAUAUACAUGAAAAGGUAAUCAAUUCUACUUUAAAUAAAAAAAAAAAAAAAAAAAAAUUAUUAUUUUUUUUUAAUUAUAUAUUUGAACAAAUUAUUCUUUUUGUUAUUAAUAUUAAUUCUUAUAAUCAUACACAAAAUGUAUGUCAAAAAAUAUUAUCACAAUAUAAACAAAAAUUUGAUAUCAAAUUAAUAAAAAUGCCUAUAAUACAAGUAUUAAAAAAUCUAUGUGAUACUUAUAUGUUUUUUAACGAUACGAAUGAAAUUGCUCAAAAAAACAUUAAAGAAAGUAUGAAAUAUUAUUCUUAUCAAAAAAAAAAAGGACUCAUUAUUAAUUUCGAACAAUCAAAUCAUAAGCAUAAGUUUAAUAUGAACCUAGACAAAAAAAGUUAUGUCCUAUCCUUAAAUAAGCAAAAUUUGAAUCAUACUAUAACAAAAUCGUAUUUCUCUCAACCAAGCAAUAUCAUAUAUAUUUAUAAAUGUGACCAUAGUAAUCACUUUGCUUGUACAAAUUUGUGUUAUGUGUGUGAUUAUGAGUCUGCACAAGAGAUAUAA